GGCGGAGAAAAGAGGAGAAGCAAAACCAGAAGAGAAUUCGAAAUCGUCCGCUCUGGCUUUUGUUGGCUAGUUCGUAUGUAUGUACACUACACUACUGUGUGCUCUGGUGCGCAAAUACGCAGCUAAAAAGAGAACAAGUAAUUGCUUUAGAGCAGCUAAGAAGGUUUAAAAAUUCCCCCGCCUCAGGGCCGAUAUAUAAAGUAUUGAGGAAUCACAGACCCUGGAGCUUUCGGGGGUGUGCCCUUUUUCUGGAUUUCUUUCUGCGUCGCUUAUGAUAGUCGCGGGUUUCAAUUCUCAAUUCGAAAGACUUUCUGAUUUUUUAUUUUUUUAUUUUUAUUGCCAUUUUUUAUUGCCAUUUUGUCCCCUGCGUGUGCUUAGCGGAAGGUCACUAGGCCUUGGCUGUUCUAGAAACCUUCGUUUUGCUUCGAGAACGAGGGGAAAGGAAAGAAUAGAAGCAAAAGCAGAACAAGGAGAGUGUUGGUCAAAUAUAAUAUAUAUAUAUCCUCGCCUAGAUCUGAGGGAGCAGGGAACCCCCAGCCCCAAACACACACACAUUGCCUUCCAUCGAGCAGCCCCAACUCGCUGCGUCAAAUCACGAAAGCUUGACCGAUUCCUCGGGUCAUAAGGAAACGAAAGAAUUACUCCAUCAGGGUCAUAUAGGAGGAACAAGGAGCGAACAACUUUAGAAAAACACGAAACAAACAAGAAAAAAAUAAAAAUAAAAAUAAGACAUAGCGAAUAUGGCGAUGCCAAAGCCGGUGGUGCUCCACUACGAGAUUUCGCCGUAUGGAAGGCGGGUAACGUGGUAUCUUGCCCUUCGUGGUAUUGAAUAUGAUCAAUGUUUACAACCGAUCAUCAUGCCUAGACCGGACCUUCACGCGCUAGGUGUCCAAUAUCGUCGUGUUCCAGUUAUGUGCGCCGGUAAAGAUAUAUACUGCGACUCACGACUGAUCCUGCAGAAACUGGAGGAGCUGUAUCCAGAGGGUGGUCGGCUUGGUGCGACGGAUCCAGACGGACAGGCAAUCGAACGCAUGCUGGAGAACUGGACCGUUGACGGGGGUGUUUUCGCCCGCGCUUGCCAGCUGGUCCCGUCGGCCCAUAUACUGGCUGCCCAUCCCAACUUCAUCCGGGAUCGAGAGGACGCUAGCGGCCUUAGUUUUAGAAAGGAGGACCUGGAGAGGAAUCGGCCGGACGGGAUGAUUCAUAUCAAACAGGCGUUUGAGUUUCUUGAGACGACGCUACUGGCGGACGGGAGGGAGUGGCUGCGUAAGACUGAGAAGCCUUCUCUGGCUGAUAUCCAUGCGAUAUGGCCACUCGACUGGGUAGAUGAGUUGGAUGGGGCCCUUGACCGCGAUAUUUUCACGGAAGCCCGUUUUCCCAACGUUUUCGCCUGGAUGGCACGAUUCAGGAAGGCAGUAGUAGAAGCUGCAGCCGCAUUGCCCAACAAGCCGCAAAACCUAUCGGGUGAACAGGUGUUGGAAUCCGUUAUCGCUGCAGAAUUUGUGGAGCCAGAGGCAGAUGUUGAUGAAUAUGAUGCGCUGAAGUUCCAAAAGGGGCAAGAUGUUGUAGUGUGGCCAACUGAUAACUGUUCUAACUAUCAGGAUAGCGGGCAAUUAGUGGCUCUCACACCUCAGGAGGUAGUGUUGCAGCGGAAGACGGUGGAUAACAGGGCGGACGUUCGUAUCCACUUUCCACGAACCAAUUUCCGAAUUGUGUCGAAACAAGAGUAUGAGGGGAAAGAAGCAAGAAAAGUGCAAGAAACGGCACAGGCAAAUGGUCAGGGAAAGGAAAAGGUGGUCCGGUUUGGGAGCAUUCUCAAAAGGAAAAUAUGGAGGACCAGUCAGCUUGUGUCCGGGAAGGGCACAGCAUGAAGGAGAUGAGAUGUUUUAUUUUCUGACUGGGGUGACUUGACCGAUAUCGUCUGUUGUUUAAUCCUCUUUGUUUCUUUCGCUGGAGAUGCUGUUUAAGCGCAGAUUAGGAAAAUUGCAGUUGAAUAUUACUUCCUUCCACAUAAAAGCCAUCAAUCAAACACUCCACACGAAGUGUGAAGCCCUAG
Blastomyces gilchristii SLH14081 is the source of this 2056-nucleotide messenger RNA. RefSeq lists its product as uncharacterized. Gene Ontology annotation, cellular component: cytoplasm. NCBI's taxonomy places the organism in Eukaryota, Fungi, Ascomycota, Eurotiomycetes, Onygenales, Ajellomycetaceae. The record is from RefSeq and is a predicted model, not a curated record. Bases 741 to 1871 code for a protein of 376 amino acids. Gene Ontology annotation, biological process: glutathione metabolic process. The transcript is spliced from 6 exons. Gene Ontology annotation, molecular function: glutathione transferase activity.